Molecule: messenger RNA, 2033 nt
Organism: Diceros bicornis minor
Lineage: Eukaryota; Metazoa; Chordata; Mammalia; Perissodactyla; Rhinocerotidae
Gene: MLX
Product: MAX dimerization protein MLX
Exons: 8
Coding region: 36-932 (298 amino acids)
Biological process (GO): regulation of transcription by RNA polymerase II
Cellular component (GO): nucleus
Molecular function (GO): RNA polymerase II cis-regulatory region sequence-specific DNA binding; DNA-binding transcription factor activity, RNA polymerase II-specific; protein dimerization activity
Source: RefSeq, a predicted model, not a curated record
CCCCGCGGGCUGGUUUCCGGUUCGGUGGGUCCGAGAUGACGGAGCCGGGCGCCUCUCCGGAGGACCCCUGGGUCAAGGCAAGCCCCGUGGGCGCGCACGCCGGCGAGGGGAGGGCGGGUCGGGCUCGUGCACAUAGGGGGUCCGGAAGACGAGGGGAUUCCCUCCAGUCUCUAGAGUACGCCCCGCUCUCCGGGCCUGGGGGCUGCAGAGAAGACAGCUCUCACCCCGCAUGUGCCAAGGUGGAGUAUGCCUACAGCGACAACAGCCUGGACCCCGGGCUUUUUGUAGAAAGCACCCGCAAGGGGAGUGUAGUGUCCAGAGCUAAUAGCAUCGGUUCCACCAGUGCCUCUUCCGUCCCCAACACAGAUGACGAGGACAGUGAUUACCACCAGGAGUCCUACAAGGAAUCCUACAAGGACCGGCGUCGGCGAGCACACACUCAGGCUGAGCAGAAGAGGAGGGACGCCAUCAAGAGAGGCUAUGACGACCUUCAGACUAUCGUCCCCACCUGCCAGCAGCAGGACUUCUCCAUUGGCUCCCAAAAGCUCAGCAAAGCCAUCGUUCUACAGAAGACCAUUGACUACAUCCAGUUUUUGCACAAGGAGAAGAAAAAGCAGGAAGAGGAGGUUUCCACACUACGCAAGGACGUCAUGGCCUUAAAGAUCAUGAAAGUGAACUACGAGCAGAUUGUAAAGGCACACCAGGACAACCCCCAUGAGGGGGAGGACCAGGUCUCUGACCAGGUCAAGUUCAACGUGUUUCAAGGCAUCAUGGACUCCCUGUUCCAGUCCUUCAAUGCCUCCAUCUCCGUGGCCAGUUUCCAGGAGCUGUCAGCCUGUGUCUUCAGCUGGAUUGAGGAGCACUGUAAGCCUCAGACCCUACGGGAGAUUGUGAUUGGUGUCUUGCACCAACUGAAGAACCAGCUUUACUGACUGGCUCUUGGAACCUUCGGAACAUCCAACAAGAGGCUCUUGAGUCUCCUAAUUGGCUGUAGAGCCGCUGGGCUCAUAAGAUGGGACUGUGACACCGCAUACCAGUCAGCUGAUUUCUUGGUGUUUGGUUCCCUACCCGUACCUCUCAUCCUCAGUGGGGCUGGGGUGUUUGUUUGUGAAAGCUUCUGAUUAAUUUAUUAUAUUGACCAUAGAACUCAAACCUACCCAGUCUUCCCCCUUCCCAUAAAAGUCCUGAGGAUGGGGGGUCUGCUCUGGGCACCCCAAAGAGCUCCUGCCCUCUCCCCUCUUUCUAAGCCUCAGAUUUCUGCUCGUGAUCUACACAUAUUUGGAAACUACUGUUUGCCUCUGUUUUGGUCUCUUGGGCAACAUUUGGCCCAAGUUUGGCCAUUUUGGCAGUAGUUGGAUGGGAGGGAAGAAGAGAAAUACUCCCACAGCCGUGAAGGGUGAAAGGCUGCCUCGUGCCUGGGUUAAGGCUGCCUGGUCAGCCCAACGUGAGGCCAGGACUUUCUGGCCAGCUCAGGGCGUGGCUGCCAGGUUUCUGCCCUCGCCUCCUACUCUGUCACCUCUCCAUCCUCCCUUGCUCUGGGUGGUAGAGGGAAGCAACCUCCCCACCUACUUCUGUGCUCUCUGUCCCCACAGGCAGUAGCACUGCACAGCAACGUCAAGUGUGACACAGCACUACACAUUAAAAUUUUAUUUUUUAAACACCAACAAUGCAGUUUUGCUAGUUACAAUUUUGGAAAAUUAACUGGGCCUCAAAACCACCACCAGCCUUUCUGUCAAGUGUACCUGGGUCUCCACAUCUCUGUGCUGCCUGCAUUUCUCCCAGGACUUGGGGGUGGGGUGAAGGGGUAGAGAAGAUACUCUAAAGGCCUCCUGGGGUAUCAAGCCCAGGAGAGUCCUGGGUGCGGCCUGGGGCUCCUUGAAUGCUGUGUUUAGUAGCCUCACUCUACCCUUGUCCCCCAAGCUCCCUUCUGCCUUCCUCAGGUUUGAUAUCUGGGAGGUUUGAUUAUCCAGAGGAAAUUAAGUAUUUUUAUAUCAAAUUAUAUUACAAUAAAUAUGGCUAAAUGCUUUCCUUUA